UGUCAAAAUGGCUUCUGCUCUUCCUCCUCGUAUUUUGAGAAAUGAUCACCAGAAAACUCAGAAAGACCGACCGUCUCUCGAUACCCUGAUACAAAUGGGUUUUACAAAACAAAGGGCGGAAAAGGCCCUUGCAGCAACAGGGGACCGGGGAGUGCAGCUGGCGUCAGACUGGUUAUUGUCUCACGUGAAUGAUGUUACUCUGGACCAGAAUAUUCCCCGAGAGUAUGUCCUCUAUCUGUGCCCCGUUGGUCUGCUGCAGCAUGAGCUCUCCAACUUCUGGGAGAAGUCCCUUUCUACAACAGGAUGGAAUGGAGCGCAUGCCUACUUCCCUCAUAUAACCCUCACCAACAUGUUCAAGGCUGAAGAUAACAAGGUGUCCUAUCUCACCAAAUGUCUGUCUCGACUGGAAGACAAACUGAACAAAGCUCCAGGAAAACUUACACUGGACUUCUUUGCACAGAAGAGUUUUAUAGGCCUGUUUGUCAGUGAGCCCUACUUCCAGUAUCUACAAGAUGUUGUCACCCAGUUCUCCGAGGAAGUCAGAAAGGCUGGCAUCGUGGUGGGGGAGAACAAGAAGCAGCUGCAUCUGUCUCUGUCCUACCAGUACCAGGAUGAGAACCACGAAGUCCUGCUGAAGAAGGCCAAGGAAAUGAACCUGUCAGCAGCAGCGCGGUGGGAUGUCCGCUUGUACUCUCGAGACCCGAGAGUUGGACAGAGCGAGGUACGCAAGGUGUUGAAGGCAUAUGCCCCUCUGUUAACUGAUGAGCUGGAACUCAUCGAUCAGGACUUUGUGUUCAUGGACCCUGAGGAAGUAAGUCGCAGUAAGGAUGGAUGGUUCAAAGGCACUUCCUGGCUGACCGGGAACACUGGAAUGUUCCCGGGGGUGUUCACGACACGCACAGCCGAAACAUGGACGUGGACACUGCAUCGGUCAUUGCCUUUGCAUGAAUAUCAUCCAAAGAGUGGUCAGACAGCAUCGGGAGUGACAACAAACGGUUCAGUCGAGGGGGACUAUGACAAUCUCUGGCAAGAAGAAAAGAAUGAAGACAUGUACGCCAAGGUGAUCAAGAACAAGAAGCAGAAGGAUGCUGCAGCCCAGAACAAGAGUCCCAGGAAGCUUUUCAUCAUGCGGCAUGGGGAAAGAUGUGACUUUGUUUUCGGCCGUGACUGGUGUGACAAGUGCUAUGACGAAGUGGGUAACUACAAACGAGUUAACCUCAACCUCCCUAAGAAAAUGAUGACCCGAAACACCUACCUGGAGUACAUAAAAGACUGCCCAUUGACUGAGAUGGGUAAGGUACAAGCACAUCUUACAGGGGAUGCUCUGAAGACAGCUUCUGUACCCAUCUCCUUUGUGUACUGCUCCCCAGCGCUAAGGUGUGUACAGACAGCCUCAGAAGUCGUGAAAGCUUUGGGCCUGUCCUGUAAGAUCUGUAUUGAGCCAGUGUUGUUUGAGUGGCUGGGAUGGUACAACCCUGUCAUACCCAAGUGGAUGAGCCCAGCGGACCUGGCUAGGAACAGCUUCAACAUCGACACUUCACACGUACCGUUCAUGGACGUCAAGAAGCUGAAUGUCGAGGAGAGUGUUGAUGAGUUCUACACAAGAAAUGCAAACUUCGUCAAGUAUGCUCUCCGCAAACAUGAACCAGAAGGUGGGAAUGUCCUGAUGGUCGGACAUGCAGGAUCUCUGGACGUAUGUUCCCGACAGCUGUGUGGGAAACCUGUACGGAAAGCUUCCGAGUUUCACCAGCUGUUGUCAGGCGUGGCAUAUUGUGCUGUUGCCAUGUGUGAAGAGAAUCCUGUCAACAAAGUGUGGGAGUUGAAGGAACCGUCUGUUGUACCUCUGUGUCAUGGGACCAACAAGUUGUACAGCUGGAAACUCAUACAGUGAUACAUAGAUACAUAGGUACAAACACGCAGUGAUACACAGAUACAUAGGUACAAACACACAGUGAUACACAGAUACAUAGGUACAAACAGGCAGUGAUACACAGAUACAUAGGUACAGACAUACAUAGGUACGCAGGUACAGACAUACACAGAUACAUAGGUACAAACAUGCAGUGAUACACAGAUACAUAGGUACAAACACACAGUGAUACACAGAUACAUAGGUACAAACAGGCAGUGAUACACAGAUACAUAGGUACAAACACGCAGUGAUACACAGAUACAUAGGUACAAACAUGCAGUGAUACACAGAUACAUAGGUACAGACAUGCAGUGAUACACAGAUACAUAGGUACAAACAUGCAGUGAUACACAGAUACAUAGGUACAGACAUGCAGUGAUACACAGAUACAUAGGUACAAACAUGCAGUGAUACACAGAUACAUAGGUACAGACAUACAGUGAUACACAGAUACAUAGGUACAAACAUGCAGUGAUACACAGAUACAUAGGUACAAACAUGCAGUGAUACACAGAUACAUAGGUACAGACAUACAUAGGUACAGACAUACACAGAUACGCAGGUACAGACAUACACAGAUACAUAGGUACAGAUAUACACAGAUACAUAGGUACAGACAUACACAGAUACGCAGGUACAGACAUACACAGAUACAUAGGUACAGACAUACAGUGAUACACAGAUACAUAGGUACAAACAUGCAGUGAUACACAGAUACAUAGGUACAAACAUGCAGUGAUACACAGAUACAUAGGUACAGACAUGCAGUGAUACACAGGAGUGAUACAGACAAGCAGACUUAUUAAUUCAUCCAGCAGGUGUGCCCACAACAGGCAAUGUUGAAAUAAACCUCUAUUUGAGAUUUUUUUUUAAAUCCUGUCAAAUUGAAUGUUUUUGAUGUUCUUUGACAAUACAAUGACAGCACAUUGAGUACAUUAUUACUAACACAUUAAGUGCGUUUUUCAACUUAACGUGAACAAUACAAGGAGAUGCCUGUAUGUGGUCUUCAUAUACUAUUUCAGCUUAACAUUAUUCCUUUUGAGUCUUUGUGUAGACUUUGCCUCCCUCUUUAUCCUGACAUACUGUCCGAGUAAAUCUGUUAAAUAACAAAUAGAUUGAUCUGGAUUGAAAAAUUAGCUUAUUUUAGAAGAAUAGUUUGAUGUAAGCAUGGCUGCAUCCACAGAAGACCCAUUGGGUGUGUUGGGCCAGUGUGCAUGUCAUCGGCUACUUGACUAGUGGACUAGUGGAGUGAGCAUUGGGGCGUCACACUGUGACUAUGGCAUUGGUGGUACACACCUGUGAAUAGUAUUUUCAAGAGCCAAAUAGAACAUGUGCUAAGAUAACAAACAAAAAUUGUAAAUGAUUUAUUACCAUAUUUCGUAUGCAGCACCUCUUUUAUAACAUCAUCAAUAAUUUUAUUCAACACUAUUACAGUU
Messenger RNA from Haliotis rufescens (red abalone), 3348 nucleotides. Its product is annotated as protein UBASH3A homolog. The record is from RefSeq and is a predicted model, not a curated record. Bases 8 to 1891 code for a protein of 627 amino acids. NCBI's taxonomy places the organism in Eukaryota, Metazoa, Mollusca, Gastropoda, Lepetellida, Haliotidae. The transcript is spliced from 14 exons. Gene Ontology annotation, molecular function: protein binding.